AUGGUACUACGACGGGAGGCUGGGCUUGUAAAAAUCGUCCCGCAGCAAAAAAAACGCCCCCCACCCCCGCACGACCUCCUCCUUCUCCCGCACGACCUCCUCCUCCUCCUCCCGCAGCCGCGUCGUUCGCCUCCCGCAGCCGCGCCCUUCACCGCUGCCUCGCGCCGCGGGUCGCCGGGAGCCUCCCAGCUGCGGGAGCCCGCCCCACCGCGGGUCGCCGCCUCCGCCCGCGCCCUUCACCGCUGCCUCGCGCCGCGGGUCGCCGGGAGCCUCCCAGCUGCGGGAGCCCGCCCCACCGCGGGUCGCCGCCUCCGCCCGCGCCCUUCACCGCUGCCUUGCGCCGCGGGUCGCCGGGAGCCUCCCAGCCGUGGGAGCCCGCCCCACCGCGGGUCGCCGCCUCCGCCCGCGCCCUUCACCGCUGCCUCGCGCCGCCAGAGCCACGGGAAGCGGCCGCGGGUCGUCGGGAGCCUCCCAGCCGCCGGAGCCGCCCCGCCGCGGGUCGCCGCCUCCGCCAAGCCGCCACUCCGCCACCGCCACGCAGCCACGCUGCCACUCCGCCGGAGUCGCAAGAUUUCGGAAAUUUGUAGUCCAAGCAACUCAUAUUUUGAAGUUUUGUUGCUUACAUGUCUCCAUUGGAGAAAAGGGACCGGGCUAAUUGGAACUACAGAUGGCCACCGAUGUAAGAACUCAUCUCCACAGAGGUAAACGUUUGUGUUUGCAUUUCCUCGUAGUUUCCUUUUCAGUUUCUUGUAUCAUGUGAUUUGAGGCAGAUUUAAGAACUCAUCUCCAAGCUGUAGUUUAAGAGGGCCUACAGAUGGCCAUCUAAUUCUGUUCAGGUACAGAUGGCCAUAUCAUUUUGUUCAGGUACAGCUGGGUUGAUGAUUUGAUUUUCUUAUCAUCCAAUGUUACCUCAAAAACCAUUUUUAUUGAGGUAGUGUUUGUGAACAGAUUAAUUGCUCAAACCUUUUUGCUGUCUCUAUUCAAGUUGAUUGUUGUGUGAAAAGUUAGCUGCUUACAUGUCCAGAUUGGUACUGCAAAGAUCAUGUUGCUGGUAUCCCAUGAAUGCCAGUUGUGUGAUUGUUUCUAGCAAUUUUCGGAGCCUUAUGAUCGUCAUGCAUUUUUGCCUGCAGUGCAUACAUAAUAUUUCCUAUGUCCGCCUUUAGAAGGUUUGCUGCCAUACUAUCGAUUGACAGUGCUUUUAUGCGUUCUUCUUGACCGUUGGUGGACUCUAUAUGAAUACUGCUCCAAAAAAUCAAUCCUACCGGCCAUCGCCGCACUGAUCGCUAUGGCAUUUUGGUGGCGCUUCCUGGUAAUACUAGGCAUCUAUUCUGAUAUUAUUGGCGACCAUUAUAGAAUUUUGUUUGUGGUUUCUGCAAUUUACACUGAAAUUUAGCUAAUCAGUAUAUCAUGGUUUUACAGUUCGUAUAAUGAGUAAAUAAUAUACAUUCCAAUGGGAGGACAAACUUUUGAUGCUGGUGAAUUCUUUACAAUCAUUCCAAUGGCAGCACAAACUGAAGGUAUUUAUGUAGGCACAGAUCAUUGCUACAUCAGAAUAAAUCAAGUAUUGAGUAAAUAAUACCCCCAGUUUUAUAAUACAGUCUACCGGUGCUUUCAUUGUGGUUUCACGGUAAUACCACCAUGCCCUCCUUCUGUUAUGAUUGACGCAAGGAGUGUCAUUACUUGAAAUUUGCAGAAUGGUAAGCACUAUAAUUUAUUGGAGAUCUUGUGCUGUUGGCUGACCCAAACAAGGUACUGUUGAAUUGAGGUGUUGUAACAGUUUUUUUAAACUCUCAUGCAUGAGUACAAGUUGAACUAUUUGUAGUAUAUCUUCAUCGUUUCUUACGAAGUGUAUGGGAGAAAGUGAUAACUGGUCACAGACAUCAUUUGGAAUAAUGUUGGACUCAGGCAUAGUGGUCCCUGAUCUAACACGGAGCAAAGGGAAACCAUUUACGGAUUUGGUUGUGUCGCAGAUAGCCCGGCAUGCUCUCAUGUAAUUCUUGAUCUACGGCGGAUUACCCUUUUCUAUAUUAAUGGAACGCCGCAUAGUUCUCUUGCGCAUUCAGAAAAAAUAGUUUUGCAACCUUUAAAUUUUGAUGAAGCCUUUGAUAAUUCUUUUUAUCUUCUAAUUUUCUUUUGACUGUGCUUAACGUAUGACUUUACCUAUUAUGAUUUUGCACCACAGUUUCCCUUCGCUGUUUAUAUAUGUUGGGACUAUUGAUUUUUUUAAGUGAUCUUCAGUUCCUCACAACAGAUUUCUUUUGGAGAUUUCACUGAUCAGUAUGUUGGAGAUCUGCAGAUGACACUUCUUUAUAUGCAAGUGCAAAAAGAUUUCAGGUUCUGUCCUCUUUUCUUUGUUGGAACUAUCAGGUCGCGUCCUCUUGCAAUGCAGGCAUUGUUAAGGACUUGAGGCUCAGAUUUCACAUUUGGGUUUUUUCUUUUGAGGAAAAAAUACUUAAUAUUGGUAUAUCCUAGACCUUUUCAUUUGAACUUCAUGAUGCCCUGAUAGAUAUAACA
Triticum aestivum (bread wheat) is the source of this 2514-nucleotide messenger RNA. Its product is annotated as translation initiation factor IF-2. NCBI's taxonomy places the organism in Eukaryota, Viridiplantae, Streptophyta, Magnoliopsida, Poales, Poaceae. The transcript has 4 exons. The coding region runs from base 1 to 705 and encodes 234 amino acids. The record is from RefSeq and is a predicted model, not a curated record.